Messenger RNA from Musca domestica (house fly), 1168 nucleotides. Its product is annotated as alpha-tocopherol transfer protein-like. The transcript is spliced from 3 exons. Gene Ontology annotation, molecular function: phosphatidylinositol bisphosphate binding. Bases 226 to 1161 code for a protein of 311 amino acids. The record is from RefSeq and is a predicted model, not a curated record. Gene Ontology annotation, cellular component: membrane. NCBI's taxonomy places the organism in Eukaryota, Metazoa, Arthropoda, Insecta, Diptera, Muscidae.
AUUAAACUAAUAACGAUUCACUUAUCAAUAAAAAAAUAUAUAUUUCGGCUUACCGAAAAAAAUGAAAGAAACGGUAGCCAAGACUUGAAGAAAAUUGUUAUUUGUUUGCUGCCGCAAUACGUUUCAGUGCAUUCGAACAGAGAAGCCAGACAGAACAAGGCUGAAAAUAUAGUCAGCUGAGUAGAAUUAUUGAAUUUCAUUUUUCAAACAUAAGAAACACAAAAAAUGGGCAUAAGACCCUUACCGGAAGCCUUGCAGAAGGUGGCAAUUGAGGAGUUAAAUGAAGAUCCAAAGCGGGUGGAAGCUGAUUUGGCCACUUUUAAAGAAUGGAUUCUACAACAGCCCCAUUUAAAGGCCCGCAUGGAUGAUCAAUUUUUGAUAGCCUUUCUGCGUGGUUGUAAAUACAGUCUGGAAAAGGCCAAGGCCAAGCUGGAUAAUUUUUAUAGCCUGCGUGAAAAAUAUCCUGAAUUUUUGAAGAGACCCAAUUUGGAGGAUUCCAAGGUCAGGGAGUUACUGAAAUUGGGUAUUGUCCUCUACCUUCCCGAACCCAUGUCCGAGUCCGGUCCCCGCCUUGUUCUGGUGCGCAAUGGAGCCUAUGAUCCCAGUAAAGUCUCCUUUGGAGAGUUGGCCCAAAUGCGUCAACUUGUCUCGGACAUUGUAAUGAUGGAGGACGAUUAUGCCGUGGUCAGUGGCAUUAUAUUCGUCAUGGAUUUCAGUCAAGUCGGGGCCUCACAUCUCUUUCAAGUCAGUCCCAGUGUUAUGCGCAAAGUAUCACAGUAUUCCGAACAGGCCCUGCCCUUAAGAGUUAAGGCUUCUCACUUUAUUGACACACCGCCAGGAUUUGAACCUGUAUUCAAUUUAAUAAAACCCAUAUUACCUGAGAAAAUACAAAACAGAUUAUUUGUCCAUGGCGGCAAACGUGAAGAGCUGUUCAAAAUCAUACCCAAAAAAUUCCUACCCAAGGACUAUGGAGGUGAGGGUAAAAGUGUGCAAGAAUUAAUUGACUACUGGGAGGAAAAAAUCUUAUCAUACAUGGAGUUCUUUAAAGAAGAAAAUCAAUACGGCGCCGAUGAGUCGAAGCGAAUAAAAGAGGAGACCACAAAUCAAGCAGACACCUCACUGGGUUUGGUGGGUUCGUUCCGCAAACUUGUGGUAGAUUAAAUUAAUU